Molecule: messenger RNA, 2229 nt
Organism: Erinaceus europaeus (western European hedgehog)
Lineage: Eukaryota; Metazoa; Chordata; Mammalia; Eulipotyphla; Erinaceidae
Gene: RWDD2B
Product: RWD domain containing 2B
Exons: 8
Coding region: 1098-1970 (290 amino acids)
Molecular function (GO): protein binding
Source: RefSeq, a predicted model, not a curated record
UCACACAUCUCUUAAAGCUACUUUUCUCCUCCCUCUUUUUUUUUUAGUUUAAAUAUUUUUAUUUAUUUUGGAUAGAGACAGAAAUUGAGAGGGAAAGAGAAGUAGAGAAGGGGAAGAGAGAGGCACCUGCUGCCCUGUUUGACCCUGUGUUGUGAAGUCUUCUCCCUGCAAGUGGGGGAAAUACGCUUGAGUUUGAGUUCUUGUAAACUGUGGUGUGUGCGCUCAACCAGGAGCGCCACCACGUGUUCUCAUCUCACUCAGAGAAACAGGAGGAGGGGGAAAAAAAGAAAAAAAAGACAAUUUCCUUUCAGUGCCAGGCACCAAAAGCUUUUGACAGCUCUCUUGGAGCCUGGGCUCAAGACAGACACCCUACCCUGUGAGCUCUCUCUCCCCCUCCAGCUCUAUUUCUUGGUAGUGUCAGCGCCUGGAAAUGCCAAUGGAGCAGAAUAAACAUGCCGCAGCACAGAAGGCCCAGGCCGCUGGUGGAGCCCCGUGCUGCGCCCCAUUCCCGGGCCACGCCAGCUUCCGGGGCGCGCGGGCACUGCCGGGAGCGCCCGCUCACUUCCGCUGGGCCUCAGCGCCACUGCCGCCGGUGAGCAUUCAGUCUCCCCGAGCUGGAAUUGUGGGGUUACUUUCCGGUGACAGGUGAGCUGCUCCUACAGCCAGAAAGCCGAAGGGGACGACAAUAAAAGUGCUCAUGGUUUCAGCUUCGGCCUAAGAGUGAGAUCAUCCCAUAUUCAUCCUUCUGUUUCUGACUUAUUUCACUCAACAUGAUUUUUUCAAGGUCCAUCCAAGAUCGGCUGAAAAUGAUCUUACUAGAUGAAUUUGCUGAUUGUCAAAAGAAUUAGAAACCUAUGGGAAGGAAUGCUGAAGUUCUCCUUAUAGUAGCUGCUCAAUACAUCUUUGCCAAAGAAGAAAAUAAAUCCCAAGACACCACUAACCUAAGUGAUGGGAUUUGAUUCCACAAAGUAAAUUGUCUUUGAGAAGAUGGCUGCUUACAUACACAUCCUUAUCAGCAAUGUACAAGAGAUCCUUUUGCUUUGCACUUUUAAUAAGACGUAUUUCCGGUCUUUCUGAGGUCUCAGGGAUAUCUGAAAAUGACCGAGAUUGAACAGGCCGAGGCCCAGCUCUCCGAGUUAGACCUGCUAGCCAGUAUGUUCCCAGGUGAGAAUGAACUCCUAAUGAAUGACCAGCUGGCUCUAGCGGAACUGAAAGAUUGUAUUGAAAAGAGGUCAAUGGAGGGACGAUCUUCCAAAGUGUACUUUACAAUCAACAUAAGCCUGGAUAUGUCUGAGGAGGCAAUGGUGAUGUUUUCACUGGCUUGUAUCCUUCCCUUCAAAUACCCUGAAGUCCUGCCUGAGAUUACAGUCAGAUCGGUAUUACUGAGUAGAUCACAACAGAAUCAGCUAAACACAGAUCUGACAGAAUACCUGCAAAAGACUUGUCUCGGUGAUGUCUGCAUAUUGAAUGCCACCGAGUGGGUGAGAGAACAUGGCUCUGACUACAUCAGCAGAGACACCACGCCUUCCCCCGUCACGGCCACUGCAGUCCAGCCAGGCGACCUCUUUCUCACGCGACUCUGGAUCUACAGCCAUCACAUAUAUAACAAAUGCAAAAGAAAGAGCAUUGUCGAGUGGGCCAAGGAGCUUUCCCUCACUGGGUUCAGCAUGCCUGGUAAACCUGGUGUGGUUUGUGUCGAAGGCCCACAAAGUGCCUGUGAAGAAUUUUGGUCAAGGCUCAGAAAAUUAAACUGGAAGAGAAUUUUAAUCCGCCACCGAGAGGAUAUUCCUUUUGAUGGUGUGAAUGAUGAGAUGGAAAGACAUAAAAAGUUUUCAAUGUUUGAAGAAAAAGUCUUCAGUGUCAACGGAGCCAGAGGAAACCACAUGGACUUUGGUCAGCUGUAUCAGUUUUUAAAUCUUAAAGGGUGUGCAGAUGUUUUUCAGAUGUUCUUUGGUGUGGAAGGACAAUGAACAAGAGGAGUAGUGAAAAGUAACUUGUGUGUCUUGGCCUUAUGAUUUCCCCAACUCUUCCCUAAAAUAUUAAGUGAUUUUACUUAUUGUUGGGGAAUUGGACCUGGGACUCUGGAGCCUGAGGCUUGAGAGUCCUUUUGCAUAACCAUUAUGCUAUCUGCCCACCCAUGACUUUACUUUUGUCCCAUUCCAGAACAUUUGGGUGGGUGGGGGAGGCAAAGUAUCUGCGACAUUUGAAAUGUGUCAAUAACAUUUAAUA